ACACGCGACAGCGGCGUGACGUCGCAUGGUUGUUGUUCCAUCGCGUGGUCUACUACUGUCAGUCAGUAGUAAGCGACAUCGACACGAACCGCUUCCGCUUCGGAGCUCGCGCCUUGCCAAACCACAUCCACGCUGCAUCUGAGACAGCACGAUAUUCUUGCCGAACUUCGCGCUGCUCGUGCUCGCCCACCACAUCUUCACAUCUGACAGAAUUCCGCUUCUUUACUACCACCGAACGAGACUGCCCCGUUGCUCCUGCCACAGAGCGAAAGUGGCGUAGGAGGAAGCACAUGCGAGGACAUCGCGUGCGGAUCACCGGCGCGGGCGCGAGGAAGCCUCGCUGAGAAAAGAUGCGCCGACACCCACUGCGAGGCUCGUCCGCCUUGCGCACCGCCGCGCCUCCCGAUGCCUUGUCCUUGAUCCAGAGCUACGAUUCCGCCCUCAACCCUUCUCGACCCGUCAAAUCCUCCGCUCUGGGCGUCUCUGUCGACACCGGUCUGCCAUUGGAGCUCCUUGACCGCCUCAAGGCCUUCCCACUCUUUCAGAGCGCCCCAGAAUCCUUCCUGCUGUCCAUUGGGCGAAGUCUGCGACCCAACAUCUUCCAGCCUGCGCAAGAGAUUAUUCGUGAGGGCGAAGAUGCGAAAGCCAUGUAUUGGCUGGUGCGCGGCUCUGUUCGUGUCACGAGUAGAGAUGGCGAGAGCACCUAUGCGGAGCUCAAGCCAGGUGCUUUCUUUGGCGAGAUUGGCAUCCUCAUGGACAUGCCACGGACUGCAAGUAUCGUGGCCAGUAUACGGAGCUUGGUUGUCAGGUUGAAUAAGGAAGAUCUGCAGAAAGAGCUGCCCUCGUACCCAGAAGUGGAGCGAGCCAUACGAGAUGAAGCCCUGGAAAGAUUGGCCAUAUUGGAACGCAAGAAGAAGGAACGAUGCCUCCCAGUUCACACUGGCGAAGAAGGUAGCAUGAGACCGCCAGCUGCGCCCCGGAAACGCUCUCGUGACUGGAUGGCUGGGGAUGUGGAGAUGGGCGAGGCAGGGUCGCUGGAGAAUGGAGAGGUGACAAGCAACAAGAAGCGGAAGUCUCCUUCGCCCAGUAUAGCAGAAGUGUCUGCCUCCAGUGCCUUGGGCACAUCGCCUCUCACGGUACGGCAAUUACUGAAGGAGUUGCCAUUAUUCUCCGGCCUUCCUUCGGACAUUCUGCACUUUCUGGGCGUCAACGCUCAACCAGUGUCCUACCCGCCAUUUACCGAGAUUGUCAAGCAGGAAACCAGCGGCCGAGAAGUCUACUUCAUUGUCAAGGGAGACGUCGAAGUUCUAACGAGUCCAGUCGAGGUGCAGAAGUCGGAAAAGCAUCUAAGCACCAACGGCUACAUCAAUGGAAAUGCGCACUCGGCAGAUCAGCAGGUGCGAGCUCGACUUGGUGCUGGCCAAUACUUUGGUGAGGUGACAAGUCUCAGCCUUGCUCCCCGACGGACUGCAACAGUGCGAAGCGUGAAUUACGUCGAGUGUCUCCUCAUCACUGGUGAAGUGCUAGAUGAACUGUGGCAGCGGUGUAGCUCGGAACUUCGCCAACAAGUGGAGGCUGAAGCUCGACGGAGACUCAGAGCAUCCGCGAAACGAGACGAUGAUGUGGUCAUGUCAGAUGCUGUCGGUGCAAACGUUGGCAUGACAGGAGCUUCGAGUGCAUUGGACGUGGAAUUAGGCGCACACGACUGGCGUAAAGAUUUGCCAACGGUGAAGUUCGAUCAGCCAUUGCCCCUAGUGGGAAACGAGCAUACUUCACCAGGACUGCCACCGAACAUGGGACCUGUGGACCCAGACCCAUUAUUUAACGAAAACUUGGACAACAUGCGCGCGAAAUCGAGAAGAUCGUCAUUGGCGCCACCACUGCCUGCUGCAGACGGACAGAUCACCGCGCUGCAGGAGUAUCGGACGCCUAGUCCACCAUUAGUGCGCAUCACAAAUUCUUCUCCGUUAAAGCCAAUACCCAUGCACCGAUUGUCACCAGUGGCCUCGCCCAGUCCAGGCUCUCCCAGUUCACCCAGACGAUUGAGUCCCACUACAACCAGGAGACCGAGUUUAGUCAGGAAGCCAUCCAAUAUCGGGAAAGGGAGACUGCCAGACCAGAUCUUGACGCACAUAUACGGGCAUCUAGACCUGCUCAGUGUGAUGCGCUGUCGACAGGUCAGCAUGCAUUGGGCGCACCUGAUACAGAACUCGCCGGAUGUGUUGCACGAACUCAACCUGGCAAUGUACAACAGAUACGUUACCGACGAGGUGCUCCGAGACAUCAUCGUGCCGCUGAUCGGAUCUCGAGUACGCAAAGUAGACCUUUCCAAUUGUUACCAUGUCACAGAUGAAGGCUUCAAGGCUCUCGUUGACGCGUGUGCCCCUGUCGUGAAGAUCUGGAAGAUGAAAUCUGUCUGGGAUGUGACUGCAGGUGCAGUACUUGGAUUGGUUGACAAAGCAAAAGGCCUGGAAGAGAUUGACCUGAGUAAUUGUCGAAAGGUGGGCGAUACCUUGCUUGCAAGAGUGGUGGGCUGGGUCGUGCCCGAGCAGAAACAAGGACCACAACAUCUACCUCCGCCUCCACAUCCGCUCAAUGGCAGAAAGGGCCCCAUACGAAGGCACGGAAAUGUGAAGCAGCUUCAAGAGCCCACUCACCCGCAGCCUCCGCCCGGGACGAUUAUCGGAGCACCGAACCUGAAGCGUCUGACACUCUCGUACUGCAAGCAUGUACAAGAUCGUAGCAUGGCACACAUUGCAGCGCACGCAGCAGACCGCCUCGAAAGCUUGGAUCUCACCAGGUGCACGAGCAUUUCAGACAAUGGAUUUCACUCUUGGAGUAUCUACGAUUUCCGCAAUCUUCACAGGCUGAUUCUUGCAGACUGUACGUACCUCAGUGACCAAGCUAUCGUAGGCGUUGUGGGUGGUUGUAGAGCAUUACGGGAACUGGACCUUUCCUUCUGCUGCGCUCUGUCCGACACGGCCACGGAAGUCCUGGCGCUUGGUCUCCCCGCUCUCCGUAGGCUGGACAUGGCAUUCUGUGGCUCCGCUGUCAGUGAUAAUAGUCUUCGCUGCAUUGGCCUUCAUCUGCUCGAGCUCCGAUAUCUCAGUGUCCGAGGCUGUGUCCGAGUCACGGGACAAGGUGUGGAAGCGGUGGUCGAAGGAUGUCGAUACCUGGAAAAGUUUGAUGUCAGCCAAUGUAAGAACUUGCGGCCGUGGCUGGAGCAUGGUGGCAUCAUGCGCGUCAAUGGUCCCCCCAUGGGAAGGAACGUGCGGUUUGACACGGUAGCUGAUGGAUCCUGGAGAGCUGUGCAGCGGAACUCGUACUAACCGAGACUAAGGUAGCAAUGCUGCCUGCCUCUGGCCCUCGUUUCGACGGAAUUCGCAUUGGCAGAGCAAUGAUGGUGGCGGCGAGUUUUGUUUGUUUUGGUUGAUUGUUGUUAUAGAUGUGAGCGAGGCGUUGCGGCGACGAAGUUGCACUUGCGAGAUAUACUGGCACAUGACCGGAAGAUGGCUGUGAGAGAUCUCACUUGAUUUUAUGUGCGCGAGAGAGAGAUAUGACACCAUCUUUGUCUUUUUGGACAUAUUGCGACGGCCGCC
Sphaerulina musiva SO2202 is the source of this 3599-nucleotide messenger RNA. RefSeq names its product RNI-like protein. NCBI's taxonomy places the organism in Eukaryota, Fungi, Ascomycota, Dothideomycetes, Mycosphaerellales, Mycosphaerellaceae. The record is from RefSeq and is a predicted model, not a curated record. The transcript has a single exon. Gene Ontology annotation, molecular function: protein binding; protein-containing complex binding. The coding region runs from base 351 to 3329 and encodes 992 amino acids.